AAACGGAAGCUGGCUGCGUUCUGUUUUGCCUCCGUGUUUCCGUGAAAAAUAAGGUGGAUAGCGAAGGUACGAGGGCGGAACAUGUAGUCAUAGAGCUAGGGCUAUAUCUGUAACUACUGUUUCUCAAGAAAUGAAAGUAUCCUACGCGCCUGAAGUGAACACCACCUGUCAGUUUCCACCAUUUCCACGGAUAACACGGACUUCUCAGCAGACAUGGCCUCCGCCAGCAGCCUCCCAUGUGAAGAACAACUCCUGUGUUCAAUCUGUCUAGAUGCGUUCAAUGAACCUGUCUCCACUCCAUGUGGACACAACUACUGCAAGUCUUGUAUCACAGGGUACUGGGCCAGCACUGACCUGAUACAUUGUCCACUCUGUAACAAGAAGUUCCGCAAGAGACCUCAGCUUCAGGUCAACACAGAGUUCAGAGAUAUGGUGGAGCAAUUCAACAACAUGAAGGUGAGGGGUGAAGACGACAUCCCUGCCAAACCAGGGGAGGUGCCCUGUGACAUCUGCCUUGAGCCGAAGCGCAAAGCCCAGAAGACGUGCCUGGUGUGUUUGGCCUCGUACUGCCAGACUCACCUGGAGCCUCAUCAGAGAGUCACAACCCUUAAAAAGCACCAGCUGAUUAAUCCUGUGUCAAACCUGGAGGACAGGGUGUGUAAGAAGCACGACAAGAUGUUUGAAUUCUUCUGUUACACAGACCAGGCGUGUAUUUGUUCCAUGUGCCUGAAAGACGGCCACGCAACACAUGAAGCCGUCCCAUUAGAGCAUGCGUUCAGAGAGAGGAAAGCCCAGGUGGACUACAUGAUGUCAGAGAUAAAAGUGAUGGAAAACACAAAAUCCAGGAGUAUUAAGGAAAUCGAAUACUUAGUUGAACAGAGCAAAAGAAGGUCAGAGAAAGACAUAGCAGACAUUGCUGAGGUUUUCACUGCUCUGCUGGUCUCUCUGCAACAAAGCCAGGCUGAGCUGAUUGAGGUGAUCCAGGAGAAGCAGAAAGCAGCACUGAAGGAGGCUGAAGACCACCUGACAAAGCUGGAGCAAGAAGUCUCUGAGUUGAGGGGGAAAAGAUUUGAAGUGGAACUACUCUUACAAACAGACGACCACUUCAGCCUCCUGCAGAGCUGGCUGUCUCUCUCACACAAUGAGGGCAUAUUUGACCCUCUGUCCCACUCCAUCCCUCCAUCUACACCAGACCUCUCUGACAUGAAUCAGCAGAGUUAUGUGGGGAUGGUGAAAAAAGCAGUGGCUCAGACAGAAAAGAUAGCCAGUAAUGAGAUGGAGAUGCUCAUUCAUGAGGUCAGGUUAUCUGAUGGUUGUGAGGCCACUGAGCAGCCUGAUGCAGUUGAAGAACGUACAACAGAUGAGUUUGUCAGAGAAGUGUGGACUCCACCUCAGGACAAGCUGAUGAUGAUCCAGCAGUGCAAUGCAGUGGAUGUGACUCUGGACUCCUACAUGGCCCAUUCCAGCCUCGUGGUGUCUAAGGAUGGGAAACAACUGAGAUUUGGUGAAGGCCUACUGCAUUUUUUUACAUCUUUAUUUUGGGCAAGACCUGCAGGCCAACCUUUAGUUCUUGGGAAAGAGGGUUUUAGCUCAGGCAGGUUCUACUAUGAGGUUCAAGUCAGUGGGAGUAAAGGCUGGGUACUGGGAGUGGUUAAAGAGCCCAUUAUCAAGGAGAGGGGUUUCACUCCCAUCUUGAAAGAUGGAGGCUGGACACUUUGUGGCGUGUACAAUGAAUUCAAAGAGGAGUGUUUUGCUAACUCUGAUAGGUCCUCUCUCGUGUACCUGGGGCAAAGGCCCCAGACAGUUGGUGUGUUUGUUGAUUAUGAGAAAGGAGAGAUCUCUUUCUACGACGUGGACGCCAGGACUCUGAUCCACUCCCAAACAGGAUGUGCCUUCAUUGAGAACCCAUCAGCUUUCAAAGCUUUUCUCCAUUACAUGACUGGCACAUCCUCAAAUAACAGACCAAAGCUCUACCCUGUUUUUGGUUUCGCUAAUGAUGACUCUGACAACAUGCUCAAAAUCACUCCUGUAGUCUGUGCAACUUAAAGCGGGGGAAGGCACUUUAAUUUGACAUCACUGGGCAAAAAUCCCACGAUAAACUUAGAGCAUGUUUUAAUUUAAGUGAACUGAGAGGAAAUUAGACUUCUGCACCUCCUCUUGGCUCUGUUGUUAGACUUUAGAUAAUCUAGGUUGUGACAGGAGACUUCAAUCACAGGUCAUUUCAGAGAGAGGGCAUUUAUAUGGGCUGUUCUACAAAUGCAGAUGCGUUUCUAUGUCCCUUCAGAUGGCAAAAGCCUGAUUCAGUGCAUUUAGUUCUGCGGAGGAAGUUGCUAUUCCAGCAUUGGCAGCAGUGCCUACACUGCAAAGCAAUGCCAAAAAAGGGAAGAUGGCAUCAAAAAGAGGAAAAGAUUCUAAAAUUAAAUGAAACAAACCAUGUGUCAAUUGUGGCAAGAAGAUGUUGCUAAUAGUUCAGCCUUCUGCUGACAGUAGCCAAAGGCUACUUCAAAUUCAUGUUUAAGUAGCUAAUGUUAGCUAGAGCCUUAAAUCACAGUGUGACCUCCGCCUCGCUCCUCACCGCUACAGACCACCUUGCCGGGAGGAGAGCUGCAGUGGCCCCAGAGACAGACCCCAGCCAGUGGCUGCAGCAACUUGAGCUCAGCCAGUGAUGGGGGACUGGACUGCUCCGAGUCCCCGACUCUAUUGCUGGUGUUACACAAGUUAGAUCCAGUGCUGCCGUUGCCAGAGACUGUGUCAUAUGAAUUAUCUGUGAGCUGUAAAUUCACCACUUCCAAGCAGAAAAGAGAAGAUAAUGUUGUUUUGAAGCCUUUGGGUGCAAAGUUUCUCCUCCUCUGCUCUGUACCAAAGAGGAGCAUGAAAGUCAAGAGCGGUCACUUUCUUGAUUCAUAUAUCCGCUCUGUUUGUUAGUACAACUCACUGCAAUAUAUCAAUUCUUUGAUUGAAUUCUGAGCUUUUUGUUUUUCCAGCCUCAUUGUAUAAAAGUCAGAGAUUUUAACUGAACAAAGCAGGUUAGAUCUCUUACACCUGUCACUUGUUGGUGAGGCUCAGAAAGGUAGAAGGUACAUUGGUCAAGAACUGUAUUUAAGUUCAUGUUGCAAUACCUAAAUUUGACCAGGAGAUGGCAACAUUGUUCAACCAGUGUUCUGGUUUGUUUCUCUGGGCUGUUACUGUUAUUUCUAUCAUUUGUAAUGCAAAAAUAUCUGGUUGUAGCAUCUCAAAUUUAAAUAUGUGCUGGUUUCCUCAGGCUUGUGUGAUAAUGAAAUGAAAUAUCUCUUUCUUUUUUUUUUGUUUUUCUCGAUUGUGGUCUGUGAGGAUGCACCAAAUACCCAGGUGACAUAGCUGAAUACCUGCUUUAUGGUAAGAAUUAGUAUUUUUGUUCAUCAGUGACUUCUUUGAAUUUGAGUACACAAUUGUGAGCAACUGUUGUUAAUCUGCUUUUUUGUUCUGAUCACUGCUUUUUUUUUUAGUAAGCUUUUUUUUAAGGCUAAGACAUCUGGCACACUUGUCCAAAACAUAUCUGAUGAAUGAACUUCAAAACCAGGUGUUUAUGUAUGCACAUGUGUGCAUCUGAUGUGUAUUAUACAGCUGAAUUAAAGUGCAUUUCUUAAAGAUG
Molecule: messenger RNA, 3631 nt
Organism: Epinephelus moara (kelp grouper)
Lineage: Eukaryota; Metazoa; Chordata; Actinopteri; Perciformes; Serranidae
Product: E3 ubiquitin-protein ligase TRIM39-like
Exons: 2
Coding region: 214-2046 (610 amino acids)
Molecular function (GO): protein binding; zinc ion binding
Source: RefSeq, a predicted model, not a curated record